UCUGGCUAGCUGCAGGGAAGACCCUGCAGCGCGGAUCUGCUUCUGGCUAGCUGCAGCGAGGGCCCUGCAGAGCGGAUCUGCUUCUGGCUAGUUGCAGCGAGGACCCUGCAGCGCGGAUCUGCUUCUGGCUAGCUGCAGCGAGGGCCCUGCAGCGCGGAUCUGCUUCUGGCUAGCUGCAGCGAGGACCCUGCAGCGCGGAUCUGCUUCUGGCUAGCUGCAGCGAGGGCUGUGCAGCGCGGAUCUGCUUCUGGCUAGCUGCAGCGAGGACCCUGCAGCGCGGAUCUGCUCCCGUGAUGAACAAGUCACCAUCUUCCCCGUCCCACCUGGGCUCUGGUGGGGCGCGCCCCAGCCCAACGCCCCGCGCCCCGUCGGCAUCCACUCGGGGUCGUUUCCACGCCAACGACCCCGACCGUCAUGCACCGUCCUGCGCCGUCCCUUGGGCGCCCCAGGGGCACCGAGACGGUCACUGCCACGGGUCUCUGCUGCCAUUCGCGUCCAGCGCGCUCGGAGGCCCGGGGCAGCUGAGGACACGGGGGCAGCGGCCGUGCUUCGGCCGGGUCAGGUCAGGGCCACACGUCACACCUGCCGAGGUCGGCUCCGAGGUCGGUUUCCGGGCGCCGCGUAAACGUUCCUGCCGCUUCGGCCCGAGCCGGAACCUUCCUCCCGCGCCGCGGGGUGUGCGGGGCCGGAACCUUCCUCCCGCGCCGCGGUUUCCGGCGGACGCUGCGCCCGCGGACGGUUCCCCCAGCGAGGGCCGCUGCGCGCCGCGGUCGCCGGCUGCUGACGUGGCCGGCCGGGCGGGGGGUCCCGAGCGCCGGUCGCCAUGGCCGUGGACAUCACGCUGCUGUUCCGGGCCAGCGUCAAGACGGUGAAGACGCGCAACAAGGCGCUGGGAGUGGCGGUGGGCGGCGCGGCGGACGGCGGCCGGGACGAGCUGUUCCGCCGCAGCCCCCGGCCCCGGGGCGACUUCUCCGGCCGGGCGCGCGAAGUGAUCUCGCACAUCGGCAAGCUGAGGGACUUCCUCCUGGAGCACCGGAAGGAUUACAUCAAUGCCUACAGCCAUGUCCUGUCUGAGCACGGGAAGAUGACGGACACAGAGCGAGACCAGAUAGACCAGGACGCGCAGACCUUCAUGCGGACCUGCUCGGAGGCCAUCCAGCAGCUGAGGACACAAGCCCACAAGGAGACGCACUCGCAGCAAGUGAGGGAGCACCGCAGUGCCGUGCUGGACUUUGUGGAAGACUACCUGAAGAGGGUGUGCAAGCUCUACUCAGAGCAGAGGGCCAUCCGGGUGAAGCGUGUGGUAGACAAGAAGCGACUGUCCAGGCUGGAACCGGAGCCAAAUGCAAAGACACGGGAGAACGCGUCCUCGGAGCAAGUGUCCCUGGGCCCCGCCAAGGACCCUGACGAGAAGGCUGUGGCGGGGGAAGGCCCAGAAAAGCUUCCAGCCGAAGCUCUGCCCGAGCCUGAGUUGGGGACGUGGGCCGAUGGCAGGGCUGAAGACGAAUUGUCCCCAGAGGAAAUCCAGAUGUUCGAGCAGGAGAACCAGCGCCUCGUGGGAGAGAUGAACAGCCUCUUCGACGAAGUGAGGCAAAUCGAAGGGAAGGUGGUGGAGAUCUCCAGGCUGCAGGAGAUGUUCACGGAGAAGGUCCUGCAGCAGGAAGCCGAGAUCGACAGCAUCCACCAGCUGGUGGUCGGGGCCACGGAGAGCAUCAAGGAGGGCAACGAGGACAUCCGCGAGGCCAUCAAGAACAACGCGGGCUUCCGAGUGUGGGUGCUCUUCUUCCUCGUCAUGUGCUCCUUCUCGCUGCUCUUCCUCGACUGGUACGACAGCUGAGCCGCAGGGUGCUGCCCGGGGACGGCGCGGUGGCCCUCCGGGGCUGGCCCGCUCGCUGGUGUGGCUGCAGGCGCAGCAGGCAUCCAGGGGACAGUCGCGGGUGCCACCCGCCCCCUUCCACUGGGGACGUGCGGGGCUGGGUGGGGAGCACCUCACCGGCCCCUCCCGGAACCACUGCCCUGAAUCUGCCUUGGUUCCCUCCGGGCUUGGAGCGGCCCCUGGAAGGGGCCUGGGAGGCCUCAGGCCGCGGGCACAUGUGAGCGCACUGGCGGCUAAUAAAGUCCUAAUGCCAGCAUG
This is a messenger RNA of Sorex araneus (European shrew), 2134 nucleotides long. It is a transcript of the gene STX18, whose product is annotated as syntaxin 18. Gene Ontology annotation, cellular component: membrane; SNARE complex; endoplasmic reticulum. Bases 824 to 1837 code for a protein of 337 amino acids. The transcript is spliced from 11 exons. The record is from RefSeq and is a predicted model, not a curated record. Lineage: Eukaryota; Metazoa; Chordata; Mammalia; Eulipotyphla; Soricidae. Gene Ontology annotation, molecular function: SNAP receptor activity. Gene Ontology annotation, biological process: retrograde vesicle-mediated transport, Golgi to endoplasmic reticulum; intracellular protein transport.